AAAGGGUCAGUUCUGUUAAGAAGUCCUCCUUUUCAUGUUCGUGCUCAUAAGUCCGACGCUUGCAACGCACGGGCGAUGUCUUCCGCUUUGAGACUUAUCAGGAGAAUGUUGACCGCAUGGAUAACGCUAGCGGCCCUCGUCCCGACAUGUUUGUGCUCGUUAUCUGAUGAUUCUUCCUUCUCACUCGUCAACAAAGCCACGGGCUCCUGUCUACUGAAAAAAACGUCCCGCUGCCUGGACGUGCGCUGGACCAGCGGCGACCGCAUGUUCGUCACCACCACCAAAAAGUGCCUGGGGGCUCAGGGCCGGAGCGUGGGCAGCGAGGUCAAUGUGUACGACUGCGACGACAAGAGCGACCUCCAGAAGUGGGAAUGCAGGAACGGGACGCUGCUGGCGCUGAAAGGACAGCAGCUCUACAUCGAGCUGUUUUCGGACAGUGGCAUCCGGCUCUCGAAAACGACCGGACCGAGCAACGAGUUCACCAUCAUGGGGACGGCCAAUGGCGCCUGCUCUCGAACACACCGAGCUUAUUACACCAUCGAUGGAAAUGGAAAUGGAAGGCCGUGUAUGUUUCCCUUCCUGUAUAAAGAUCGCUGGUUUGGCGACUGCACUCCCUAUGACUCCUCCAUUAAGCGUCCUUGGUGCGCUAUUGGGACCAAAUACGAACACGAGUUGUGGGGAUACUGUCCGACUACAUCUACAGAACACUGGAACAAGAACCACAUCACAGGAGCUUAUUACCAGCUGAACACUCAGUCGGUUCUGAGCUGGGCUCAGGCCGACGUGAGCUGCAAGCAGCAGGGGGCCAACCUGGUCAGCAUCACGGAUACCAACGAGCAAGCUUUUAUCUCGGCACUGUUAGGAAAUAAGAAGAACAGGUUGUGGAUCGGGCUGGUCCUGAACCCUGAGCACGGCUGGCUGUGGUCUGACGGGAGGCCAAUGCGAUACCUCAGAUGGAGCAGUGGAUAUCCGCUUCCUAAUCCGGGCCACAACUGCGCACUUCUGGACUCGGAUGGGCUGCACAGGUGGCAGACGUUAUCCUGCGCCAAGAAAAUAGGCUACAUCUGCUUCAAAGCCGGAGCUCCGCCAGUCCCACCUCAGGUGGAGCAAGGGUUCUGUACAAGCCCGUGGAUUCCCUACAAUGGCCACUGCUUCCACCUCGUCCGUACUCCGAAGACGUGGACCGACGCCCAGAAGGACUGUCGCAAGGAGGAGGGGGCACUUGUGAGCAUGCGCAACGUGGAGGACUUCGGCUUUGUCGUCUCUCAACUCGGAUACGGCUCCACCGACGAGCUUUGGAUCGGCUUCAACGACAGGAGGACGGAGGGCCUGUUCGAGUGGAGUGACGCCGCGGAUGUCACCUUCACCGUCUGGCAGUACGGCGAGCCCACUACCUCGGCAGACGAUGAGGACUGCGUUCUCAUGGGGGGCGAGAACGGCAACUGGGCAGAUCGCUCCUGCGAUGAAAAGCACGGCUUUGUCUGCAUGAAGCAAAGCAGCACCACGCACACGGCAGAUGAAAUUGACGUGGAUAUUGGCUGCAAAGCUGGGUGGAAGAGACAUGGCUCUUACUGUUACUUUGUGGGGACGGAGACAAGAACGUUUGACGAGGCCAAAGACCACUGCAAGACAUCGGACUCCAGUUUAGCGGACGUGUUUAAUGGGGUGGACAACGCAUUCUUGGUCAGCUUGGUGGGACUGAGACCUGAGAAGUACUUCUGGCUGGGCCUCUCCAACCAGAAAGACUAUGAAAUGUUUGAGUGGACCAACGACCAGGCGGUCCGAUUUACGCACUGGAACAAUGAAAUGCCCGGGAAUAGACAAGGCUGCGUUGCCAUGACAACGGGGAUUUUGGCCGGGCUGUGGGAUCUGCUGCCCUGCACCAAUAAGGAGAAAUACAUCUGCAAGCACCUGGCUGAAGGGGCCGUGUUAACGCCCCCGCCGCCUACUGUCGUCCCGCCUCAGUGUGCCGAGGGCUGGAUCCGAUCUGGAACAAGAAACAUCUGCUCCAAGUUCUUUACAGGGCCCCGUGAAGGAGAGAAGACUUGGUUUGAGGCCCGAGAUUACUGCAGGGCCAUUGGAGGAGAUCUUCUCAGCAUCCACAAUAGCGCUGAGCUCUUUGUAGGACGCCAUGGAAAGGCCUGGAUUGGACUUCAUAUUGCUGACCCAAGCACUGGCUAUGUGUGGAGCGAUGGAUCCCCACUAAACUACCAACACUGGCAGGAAGGAGAGCCAAACAAUUUUCAAAAUUCUGAAUCGUGCACUGAAUUCCGGAUUCAUCGAUCCGACGACAGCGGGUCCUGGAAUGAUGUUCACUGUGAGAGUUACAACGACUGGCUCUGUCAGAUCCGCGCAGGAGUGACUCCGAAGCCACCUCCCAACGAUACUGCACCAGUGUUCAACGAGACCUCAGAUGGUUGGUUGCAGUGGAGAGGGAGUCAGUAUUACAUCAACAGAGACGCCAAGGCUAUGGAAGAUGCUCGUCAUUUCUGCCAGCAGAGACACGGCGAUCUGGUGUCCAUCAGCAGUGAAGCCGAGAGCAUCUUCCUGUGGAAACAGGUGUCCAGAAGCUAUGGGACUUACUACAUAGGUUUGUCCGUGGACCUUGACGGCUCAUUUUGGUGGAUGGAUGGCACUUCCGUGGGGUACCAAAGAUGGGACGAGGACCAACCUGAUCCCAACUCCUACGAUAAGAACUGUGUUGUUAUGAACUACUUUUUGGGCUUGUGGCGCGGUUCCAACUGCGGCGAAGAGCACCAGUUCAUGUGCAAGCGCGGGUCGUCGGCGCCCGUCAACACCACCGCCAGCCCCACCGUUCCCCCGAAAGGCGGCUGCCCGCUUAAAUGGACCAAAUUUGACUCCAGGUGUUACAGCAUCAACAGUAACCGGAAGACCACCUGGGAAGAAGCAAGGAAGCAGUGCAUCACCAUGGGAGGCAAUCUAGUCUCUAUCGCCACCAGGCGUGUGCAAGCGUUUUUGACCACCAAAAUGGCGGAAGUGUCUGCAGACCUGUGGAUCGGCUUGAACAGUUUGACUCAGGACGCCUUUUUCUGGAGCGAUGGAAAAGCCAGACACUACACCAACUGGGUCUAUUCCGUGCACAGACGUCGACAGGGGAGUUUUUACCAAAGAUGGAAUGAGGAAAGUUGUGUUCUCAUGACAAACAAUCCCACUCUUGGAAUUGGAAAGUGGAUGAUCAAGUCCUGCAACGACAGCAACGGAUUUAUUUGCACCAGGAGUCUCGACUCGGGUAUCCCGUCCCAGCCCGAGCCGGCGGUCCCCAACAUCUACAUGACUUUGGGAAACGACAGCAUCAAGGCGGUGACUCAGAAACUGAGCUGGGACCAGGCCAAGAAGCACUGCGAAGGCGAUAAAGCCAAGCUGGCGAGCCUGAGGAACGAGUGGACGCAGGCCUACGUGGAGCUCUUGGCGUUAAAUCUCAAAGCCCCUCUUUGGAUCGGACUGAACAAAAAGGAGACCCAGGGUUAUUUUAGGUACAUCGACGGCUGGCACAUGCCGUUCGCCAGCUGGGACGAAGGGGAGCCGAGCCAGGACCGCCCUUGUGUGUACCUGGACCUGAACGGCAAAUUUAAAACAGCAUUGUGCAACCAGACCAUGAGCAGCGUUUGCAUGCAGUCGACAGAUGUGCCGCCAACGCAGUCUCUCAGCUACCCGGGGAUUUGCCCCGAGGAGGCGAUUGUGGACUACCAGCAGAGCUACACUUGGCUGCCCUUUAAGUCUCAUUGCUAUUUGUUUGCCACUGACGAGAUCGAGUGGGCGAAUGCGGCCUCGAGCUGCGUGAGACACGGGGGACUUUUGGCCAGCAUAGAAGACCCCGAGGAACAGGCCUUCAUUCAAAACAACAUCGAGGUGUUCCAGGACAGCCACACCUCCUUCUGGGUCGGACUGUACAAAACCCACAAAGGAACGUGGAUGUGGUUGGAUAAAACCACAGUGGACUACACCAACUGGUCUCCAGAAGCCAACGAGAGAGACUUCGGGGAGAUAAGAACCGCCGACGGCACUUGGAUGUCCGGCCUCAAGUGGCACGACCGGGCGUACAUCUGUGAGACCCCCAAAGUGAUGCCCAACGAAAACGACCCGGAGUCACAGCCACGAGGGGGUCCGGAUUCCGGCUCCCGUGGGCACACCAGCCUGAUCGUGGUGCUGAUCAUCACCCUCACGUCCUCGCUGAUUGUCCUCGCCUUCUUCCUCUACAAGAAGUCUUCGCGGUCGCUGCCCACCUUCGACAACCCGCUGUACUUCGGCCGAGAGCGAACGCAGCCCGACGUGGUCGACACCAAUAAACUGAUCGAGAAGGCCGAGGAGGAGAUCCCGGAGCCCAUCAUCGCUCUGUGAUCCAGCAGUCGGCAGAGUCCUGGUGGGACGUAAACAUAUCUCACCCUCCAUCUUUGUUUUCUACUGGUAUAUAGUCACUAAUUUAAUACGAAGCGGGAGUUUCUUUGAAGUCGACCGCGUCCGACUUCAUGGAACUGAACUGUUUAGGCUCUGGGACGUCUCAUCGGAAGUGGUUGGGUCGUGGUCUUCUGUCUGCACACGGACGUAUGACGUGACCGCGCCCUAUCGUUGGUGUACGUCGCUCGGAAUGACAAUUCAAACAUCCACCAGGGAAUUUUUCUUAAAUGCUCAAGGAUCAAACAUCUUUCCAAACAGGAGGUUUAGCCAAGUCGGACACUCGUCCAUCGGAAGGAUGGGAAGUCCUCCAUAAGAGCCUCGGAUUGACUGGCCGUGCUUCAAUUUUCUUAUUAGGACAAGUUGUAAAAUCUCUGCUUAGUCUUAACUUUUUUUUGGCGUUUGAUGCUACCCCUUGAAACACCAAUUUGCUUUGACUUUUCUCUCCUUAGACACCACAACCGUCGGUUCAUUGACUCACACUGAGCUACUGUGGUUGGGAUCGUACAUUUUCUGUUUUGCUUUUCAAUACCUGAUCCAGGAAAUGUAUCCAGUGAUAACGUGCAUUUUGAUGUAACUCUAGUAGCUGCUACACGCUGAAUGGUAAAGCUACGAAUUGGCCCCUUGACAUACCAGUAAAUACACUUACACUCCCUUCUCACAGUUACUUAACGGUUGGCCACGAGUCAACAUUGUUAGCCACCUGUUGUGUUUCCUGUGUGUGUGUAAGUAGCGCUCUGUGAACCAACAUCAGUACAUAAAGUUGUCUGGUACAAUUCCCCAA
Nerophis lumbriciformis (worm pipefish) is the source of this 5197-nucleotide messenger RNA. It is a transcript of the gene mrc1b, whose product is annotated as mannose receptor, C type 1b. Lineage: Eukaryota; Metazoa; Chordata; Actinopteri; Syngnathiformes; Syngnathidae. The record is from RefSeq and is a predicted model, not a curated record.